Messenger RNA from Meleagris gallopavo (turkey), 4141 nucleotides. NCBI's taxonomy places the organism in Eukaryota, Metazoa, Chordata, Aves, Galliformes, Phasianidae. The record is from RefSeq and is a predicted model, not a curated record.
CCAUACUGACGCGGCGCUCAGCUCGGUGCCAGCGGCCACACGAGGCAGAGAAAGGCCGCGGGGUGAGGGCUGUAAACUGGUUUGCAGUGCCACACAGCACACCUGGGUCAUUGCUCCUUUAUUUCUUCCUGCAUGUAAAAUCCAUCCCGGUGGAGGUUGGACAAGUGAUGGAGUUUUUAUUUCAGGGGCAGAACCCAAAAAAUGAGUUUGUGCCGACUUGUUCAAUAGAAAUGUUUUCCUCUCUGGCUUUUUAGGUUCACCAAAAAGAGGAAAAAAAAAAUAGAAGAGGCGAACAAACACUCAAACGUUUCAUUUUGGGUCAAGUCCAAACAUUUUGUUUAACAUGAAACAAAAUGUUUGGGUUUGGUUUCAGGCUGUUUAACCCUUCUGAAUACGGUCAAGUUGAUUUGUAAAGAAAAUCGUUGCUCAGAAAUUCAGAGCUGAAUAAUUGUUUGGAAAGUACAGGUCCAGAGCACAUUGGAAAUGCUGAAGUUAAAAAUUCUAAAAAUAAUAAAGCGAAGGGAAAUUUGAGGAUUUUUUUACUCAUUCUCAAUUUGAUAUUUUUUUUUCCAGCCCAAAUGCUGUCAAAUUCCAUUUCAAUUCCGAAAUCACAUCUGUAACCCAAAGUCACUCAUUUUGCAUUUUCAUGGUGUGCACCGGAGCGUUGGCUUGAGGCUCAGGCAAAACGAUGCCCUUGUGUUAGCCAGGCUGCUGUCAGAACAAGCUCUGUUCCACCAGCUCGUUAGGACUCAGUAAUUAGUGAGCAGGAGCAGGUGGGAGCAGGAUGCGGCUCAGCUCCCGCAGCGCUGCACUCCUCCUGCCUGGGCUCAGGGCGCACGGCUCCGUCCCCGCAGGGGGACCUGGCUGUGGGUAUUCCUUUGGACCAGAGCAGCUUUGUUUCCUUGCUGCGUUUGGAACAAAAAGUAAGAAACCUAUUUGUUGGGUUUUCCCCCCUUGACAGGAUGAAGGAUCCAAAAUAACAAAUGAAUUGGAAAAGUGCUUGGACGGUUAUUCCAAGCACAGUGUUAGAAUUUCUCAUUCUUUGAGUGCACAACUGUGACCAGGUUCAGGUUCCACUCCGAUUUCUCAGCGUUGAGCCAUUUCCUUUCACCCCACGUCUGUGGGUGCUAUGGGGCGAGCUGUGGGGCCAGGCUGCAGUGCGGGCUUGUUGGCCGCUCCAUCCACCACUGUGUUGUGCCUCCAUUGCAGUUUCAUUGGUUCCCCAAACUGGUGCCAGGCAACAGAUGGACAUCAAAGCAGCGUGGAUUUAAAGAAGAGCCCAUUUGCACCUGGAUUGAUUCUGAUAGAGUUGAAUUCAAGUGCUGAAAAAUACCAAAGACGAGCUCAAAAUGACAGCGAGGAGCUCAGCUUGGGUUGGCACAUGGGGCAGGAAUCUUUGCCUUCAAAUAUUAAUUAGGAAUAGUGGGUCUCCACCAAUAAUAGUGGGGUUCCAUCGUGGGAAAAAGCAACCGCAGAGCAAAGUUAACCCUCGUUUUCCUGCACCCCCAGCGAGGACCCGUGGCGGGCGGCGAAGAUGAUCAAGGGCUACAUGCAGCAGCACAACAUCCCGCAGCGCGAGGUGGUGGACGUCACCGGCCUCAACCAGUCGCACCUCUCGCAGCACCUCAACAAAGGCACCCCCAUGAAGACACAGAAGCGGGCUGCCCUCUACACGUGGUACGUCCGCAAGCAGCGGGAGAUCCUGCGGCAGUUCAACCAGACAGUCCAGGGGUGUGAAAAUAGGACAGACAAAAGCAGUCAGGAUCAGCUGCUGUUUCUCUUUCCAGAGUUCAAUCAACAGAACCAGGGGGCUGGCCAGCUCGACGAUGCCAGCGCCGAAACCCCCAGCAAGAAGAUGCGCCGCAACCGCUUCAAGUGGGGGCCGGCCUCCCAGCAAAUCUUGUACCAAGCCUACGAGCGCCAAAAGAACCCCAGCAAGGACGAGCGGGAGGCGCUGGUGGAGGAGUGCAACAGGGCCGAGUGUCUGCAGCGAGGGGUGUCACCCUCCAAGGCACAUGGGCUUGGCUCCAACCUGGUGACGGAGGUGCGUGUCUACAACUGGUUCGCCAACCGGCGGAAGGAGGAGGCUUUCCGCCAAAAGUUGGCCAUGGACGCCUACAGCUCAGGCCAGCCCCCGCACAGCAUGAACCUGCUGCUGUCCCAUGGCUCCCCGCACCACAACCAGCCCAGCGCCUCACCGCCAAGCAAGAUGACAGGAGUCCGGUACGGCCAGGGGGCGAGCAGCGAGGCGGCAUCCUCUGGGGCCAUCAGCCACCAUGGCAGCGGUGCCAUGGUCACCACCAGCCAGGCGGUCCUGCAGCAGGUCUCCCCAGCCGGCUUGGACCCGGGCCACGGUUUGCUCUCUCCCGACGGUAAAAUGAUAUCUGUGUCGGGCGGUGGGCUGCCGCCGGUGAGCACCCUGACCAACAUCCACAGCCUGUCCCACCACAACCCGCAGCAGUCCCAGAAUCUCAUCAUGACGCCGCUCUCAGGAGUCAUGGCUAUUGCACAGAGUCUGAACACCUCGCAGGCACAGAGCGUCCCUGUCAUCAACAGCGUGGCCGGCAGCUUGGCGGCCCUGCAGCCGGUGCAGUUCUCGCAGCAGCUGCACAGCCCACACCAGCAGCCACUCAUGCAGCAGUCGCCCAGCCACAUGGCCCAGCAGCCCUUCAUGGCCACCGUCACCCAGCUGCAGAACUCGCACAUGUAUGCACACAAGCAGGAACCUCCCCAGUAUUCCCACACCUCCCGCUUCCCCUCGGCGAUGGUGGUGACAGACACCAGCAGCAUCAGCACGCUCACCAACAUGUCUUCCAGCAAGCAGUGUCCCCUGCAAGCCUGGUGAUGCUUCACACCUCGCUGCCUUUGCACAUAGCAACGGGAACUUAUUUUCCACAACAUCCCGCUGGUGACCCACGCGUCGAGCCAGAGCGAAGCUCAGUGCUGCGGCGAGGUGCUCAUUACCCCGACAUGCGGCCGGAGCCUUGCAACCCUGCGCUGGGGAUCAGCCCGAACCCGAACCACGGGACCGCGCCUCUCCUCCCCUCCACGCAGUAUUUCCGAGACGUGUCCUGGGGAUUGUUUUUUUCCUAAGUAUUUGCCUUCCAAGAGGCCAUUGGCUUUCCUGAGGAAAUAGGAACAAGCUGUACUGGGACGUGGCAGAAGAUGGAUCGUAUUUAAGUUAUACUCCUCCACUCGAUGGACUGACAGAGACCCGGGUCUGUUACUUGGCUUUUGGAAGGAGGAAUCUCGUGCUGUUGAACUGAGCCAGUUAAACUGUAAAUAUAGGUACAGUCUGCUCCACCCUCACCCAUCCCCACUCCUAUACAUAGAGAUAUAUAUAAAAGAGGUAAAUUUUGUCCAAUUGAUGUAAACUAUUGUAAUUAAGUGCAAUUCCCCCAUCUGUAUAUAUUGUUCCUGCUUUUCUUCUCUCCCUCUGUCUUAUUUUUAUUUUUUUUGGUAAAGGUCAGAGCUCUGCAUGGUUUUGGUUUUGUAUUUUCUUCCUUCAAUGGAGUUAAUUAACGAAGAAAGCCCUGUGCCUCUGCAGAGACACCAGCUCCCUGCCUCACAGAGGGACAGGCACCAAGCUGAGCCCCAGCAGCUGGCUCCAGGACUGGGUGACACGAGGAGCUCAGGGGACUCCUGUGUUUGGGGACAUAGAGUGGGGUGGGUCACUCCACAGCCAGUGCUUGUCCCAGCCUAGCACCCACUGGGGACGUCGUGCUGCGCACUGCCAGAGCCUUGCCCUGCUGCAUCUACCCGAGUCUGACUUUCCAAAGCUGUGAAAGGCAUCAUCUCAUCUGCUGUGGGACAUGAGCUCCUCCAUAUCCACAUCCCUUUGGAAAUGGAUCUAAUGCUCCUUGGUUGUUUAAUUUUUUUUAAACUUUGUCAUGUGUGCCAAAUGCUGAGAGUGCUUUAAAGAGGUGAAGAGCAGUGGAGGUGCUGUGGACAGUCAGCCAUCGCUCAGAAGAACACUGGAUGCUUUUUCUGGGGCACUAUUUUAUGGUGUAUUUGUACAAUAACCAUUGCCAGGACUGAUAGGAGCAACCCUAUGUCAGGAAUAAGUCAUCGUGAAUCGGAGACUGAUAUUCAAAUCACAUUUAAUUUAAUGUAUACCAUAAUUAAAAACCAUUUUUUCAGA